AUGGGUCUUUGGGUGCCCUUCUCCUCAAAUCGAAAGCCAUGGGGGCUUCGCUGGCGGUCAUCAGUUUGGUUCAUCACUACAGUUGUUGGAUUCGGCAUCACUACCGACCUGUUGGUUUACUCCAUCGUCAUCCCUGUCUUGCCAUUCCAGCUGGAGCGUUUGUCAUACCGUAAGGUUUCGUCACUCACAGGGUGGCUGCUAUGUGCAUACUCCGCCGGGCUGGUCUUUUCCACGAUCCCUAUUGCCAUGCACUCGGAGCGAUAUUCAAUGAGACGAAUGCCAUUGAUCCUCGGUCUCAUUGCGCUCAUUGCCUCUCAGGUCAUGUUCAUGGAGGCCCCUAAUUAUGCAGUCAUGGCCGUCGCUCGCGUCUUGCAAGGAAUCAGUUCCUCUAUGGUGUGGAUCGUAGGCCUGGCACUUUUGUGUGAUACCACGCCGGAGAAAAAUGUCGGCAAACAGUUGGGUAUUGCGAUGACCGGCCUAUCCAUCGGUCUUCUGGUUGGCUCACCCGCAGGCGGUGCCUUGUAUACUCGCUUCGGCUUCCGCGCCCCAUUCAUCUUUGGAGAGAUUUGUGCAUUUGUCGAUCUAGGCCUCCGUCUUCUUAUCAUUGAAAGGGACGUUGCAUUGAAAUGGGGCCAUGACCCCUCGGAACCCACGGCCGUAAUAAUGAAGGGGGCGCUGGACGCUUCUUCUACAUCUGAUAUACAACUCUCCUCUCUCCCAACAGCUCAGGUGCAUGGAAGCACUACAGAAGUUAAUGAAGUAGAAGAUCCGAUGGUUCCAGACAAGUCUAGACUACCCAACGCACGAAAAUUGUCCAUAGCCCGUAAACCAAUCAUGGACCCGGCACUCGUUCGGAAGCCAAUAUCAUUACUCUCAGUGAUUAUCAAGUUAUCGCAGUCACCUCGCGCGAUGGUCGCUCUAAGCAUGUCGUUUGUAUAUGGACUUGUACAGAGCAUGCAGGAGCCUUCUCUUCCGCUUCAUCUCCAAUCUAUCUGGGAAUUUAAUUCGGACCGGGUGGGUCUUGCCUACCUGGCAGCAGUCGUCCCAGCCUUGAUCUCAUCACCGUUAGCAGGUUUUUACGUCGAUCGAGUGGGCCCCAACUAUAUAACAUUUAUAUGUCUGCUCCUUGCACUACCGUGGUGGAUUAUCUUGACCCUACGGCACUCUUUACCGUUAUUCAUUUUUGCUCUUGCCGCUCAAUGUUUCUUUGUCUCUGGUGUCGUCGCGCCAGUGACGACCGAACUUGCGUCUGUCUCUCGAAAAAUGCCAGGUGUCGGAUAUGCUCAUAUCUAUGGCGCAUUUAAUCUUGCGUUCGGGAUUGGUACAGCAGUGGGGCCUGUGAUCGGAGGACAGAUAUACGAUCACGCGAGACAUGGGUGGACUGCGCUUUGUUGCAUCACCUCGGCGCUUAUUCUCGUCUGCGUCACCCUCGCGUUCUGCUACACUGGUGAUGAUCCUUUACUUGCCAAAGUCCUGCGUCAUUAUUACCCAAUUGAUUCGAUACGAAAGCACUCAGACGAAGAAUCCAAUAGCACUGGUAACACCAGCCGGACUCAUAUUGUCAGCACAGCUGAAUCUGCCUGA
Suillus fuscotomentosus is the source of this 1584-nucleotide messenger RNA. Its product is annotated as MFS general substrate transporter. Gene Ontology annotation, biological process: transmembrane transport. The transcript has 14 exons. Bases 1 to 1584 code for a protein of 527 amino acids. NCBI's taxonomy places the organism in Eukaryota, Fungi, Basidiomycota, Agaricomycetes, Boletales, Suillaceae. Gene Ontology annotation, molecular function: transmembrane transporter activity. The record is from RefSeq and is a predicted model, not a curated record.